This is a messenger RNA of Venustampulla echinocandica, 1059 nucleotides long. RefSeq lists its product as uncharacterized. The record is from RefSeq and is a predicted model, not a curated record. The transcript has 2 exons. Bases 1 to 1059 code for a protein of 352 amino acids. NCBI's taxonomy places the organism in Eukaryota, Fungi, Ascomycota, Leotiomycetes, Helotiales, Pleuroascaceae. Gene Ontology annotation, molecular function: oxidoreductase activity.
AUGGCACCAAAGUACGCCAAAGACCAGCCUGUGGGAUUUACUAAUCGCAUUGAGCAAGUAGCUAUCGUGGGGGCGAGCGGGCAAAUCGGUACUCACCUCGCCACAGCCCUCGUCAAAACGGGCAAGCACACAGUCACCGCCUUGACGCGCCUGGGCAGCGAGAAUAAAGUCCCACCUGGCGUCAAAGCGGUCUCCGUCGACUAUGAUAACGAGUCGAGCGUCAUUUCCGCUCUUAAGGGCCAACAAAUACUCAUCAUUACCCUCUCUGGCUUUGCCCCGCCAGAUGCCCACUCCAAGAUCGUCCAGGCGGCCGCCAAAGCCGGCGUCCCACACAUUAUGCCCAACAUUUUCGGCAUAAACGACGCCAAUGAAGCACUCAUUAGGGAGAAUUUGCUGAGCCCCGACAUCAAGGGCAUCACUGCGGAAAUCAAAGCUGCGGGCUUGUCAUACACCUAUCUAAUCUGCAGCUUAUGGUACGAGUACAGUCUCGCCAUGGGUCCGCUCUGGUUUGGUUUCGACUUUCCCAACAAGAAGCUGACGCUGUAUGACGACGGCACCACCAAGGUGAACCUGACCACGUUUGAACAGUGCGGACGGGCUGUUGCCGCGUGGCUGAGCCUCAAGGAACUGCCCGAAGACGCCAACGACACGAGCCUGACGGUAGACUCGUGGCGCAACAAACCGCUCGUCAUCUCCAGCUUCUUGGUCAGUCAGCUCGACAUGUUCGAGAGUUGGAAGCGCAUCACCGGCGACAAGGACUCGGAUUGGACCAUUGAGAAAGUGCCUAGCAAGGAGCGCUACCAACAGGGCAUAGAGGCCAUGAAGAACGCUCAGGAUCCCAUGUCUGGACGUAUGGGUGCCGCUAUGGCUUCCUUCGUCCGCAUCUUCUACCCUAACGGCGACGGCGACUACGAGAGCACUCGGGGCUUGGACAACGGUCAACUCGGCCUGCCGAAGGAAGACCUCGACGGGUGCACUGCUGUCGCUAAGCAAAUGGUGGAUGACGGCUAUGCAGCUAAGGUGAUGGCUAAGGUGGGUGGCACUCAACCAACAUUGUAG